This is a messenger RNA of Coprinopsis cinerea okayama7#130, 2751 nucleotides long. RefSeq lists its product as hypothetical. The coding region runs from base 1 to 2751 and encodes 916 amino acids. Gene Ontology annotation, cellular component: cytoplasm; actin filament. The transcript has a single exon. The record is from RefSeq and is a predicted model, not a curated record. Gene Ontology annotation, biological process: actin filament polymerization. Gene Ontology annotation, molecular function: microtubule binding; actin binding. Lineage: Eukaryota; Fungi; Basidiomycota; Agaricomycetes; Agaricales; Psathyrellaceae.
AUGACUGACUACAUAUCCUAUCGACCUCGACAAGAGUCGACCUACUCCAGCAACGCCGCUGGUCCUUCCAAUCCCCUCGACUCAAUCAGGAGGUCAUUCACGCGUGCCUCGGGUUACAGCCACCCUAUUACAGCGACCAACAGCACGCGCUCCUGGGUGCAGAACACCCAACAAAACCCGCCGCCGCCUCCACCACCAGAAGAAAGCGUGGUGGACAGCUCGUUGUCGCCCCCCGCCCGUCCUCCCAGGCCGUUGCCUACACCCCAGGGUCCACCACAGCACCACCAGAAUGCUUUCAACCAGCGACUCUCGGCACUGCACACCGUCAAUGCGGACCCACGAGAAGACGAAGACGAGUUCGACGAGGAGGAGGAAUAUAUGAAUAUCGACGCGAACGUCUCUGGCGCACAGUAUGGCUGGCCAAGUAGCAACGUCGAUGGACGGGGAGCGUUCCUCCCUCGUAGGAUGCUCACCCACUCGCCUCCACCUCUUUCCGAUACCAACAAUUCCAACAAGCAGCACAAGUCCUUUGUCGGCGGUUUCGUCCGGGGCUUGCGCAAGCUUCCAAAGAAACUCGUUGGAGGAGGGGGCAGUGCGGGGUAUGGAGCGACGGGGGAGAAAAGAAGGUUGUUCCGUAGGAGGGGAACGUUCGGCACGGAGGAUGGGGCUGAGACUGUCACGGCGACACUUCCGAAGUAUCAAAGCAAUCCGCCAACGCCAGUUGCAGGUCCAUCCAGCCAAUACAUCCCCCCAGUUCCUCCAUUGCCUGCGGGUGUUAAUGGGAUGGAGAGGAGCAUGGUUGGGAUGGGUCCUGGUGACGGUGUGCCCAUGCCUGUUCCCCAACAGUCGACGCAAACCCCGUAUGACCAACGCGACGACAUCCUCCCGGACUCUCUUCUAUCUGGCGCAGCCCUUCGACGCACCACACCCAGCUUUAGGAUCACACCUCCCUCGGACGACGUCUCCCACGACAAUGACGAGUCAAUUUCCAACCUCACGCAAUCUCAGUCGCAAACGCAGCCUCGCUUUUUCCAAUCCGUCCAGCCACAGUACGCUCAAGUCGUCCAUCCUCAGGAACAGGGGCUGUAUGAUCAGGGUGUGAAUCUGAACGGGGAGAGGACGACGGUUAUGAUGUAUGGCGAAACCACGACGAAUGCGGAUACGAGUGUCAUUGAUAGUGGUGGAGGUGCAGGAGGGGGAACAGCGGGAUCGAUCAUGCAGAGGAUUCCUUCCAGAUCGAACAGACACUCGAGGGUUUCUACAGCCCGUGCUCCAUCGAUCCGGAUCGACCCUACACCUCACCCCAACUCGUCCACGAUUCCACCACCGCCUCCUAUACCGACUACAACCAACGGAGGCUAUAACGAUAUCUCGGAGGUCCAAAGCCCAGACACUGAGCACCUCCCUCCUUCACGCGACUACCUCAGGAUGAAUCGCUAUACUGGUUCACCGUCCCGCGCGACCUUCUUCUCGCGGACCACGGCCACGUCGUUCUAUGACCCUUCGUUCACUGAAGACCUCAGUCCCGUAGAGAGGUUCUUCAAGACGCUCUAUUACCUUCCAUGGGUUGCUCGUGGACGGGUUACGGUGGACUAUCGACCUGGCUCCGACACUGGAAGUAAGAAAGGGAAGGGAGGGAAAGGGGGGAUCGGGGUGAAGAAGCCUAUGCACUCGUGGUACCGUCGACUUUCUCGGGCUUCCAGUCAGAAGGAAUUGGACCUAUUGAGCAACGGUACACCCGCGUCCGCCAUCAGUGCAACGCCCCGGACGAGCACGAACUUCAGCGCGUCGGUCGCAUCACCGCGCACGCCCAGGCACCGCCGCUCGAGAGGGAGUGCCUCGGAUUUGAAGCGGUACUACAACGGCGAGAAGGUGUACACCAGCGGGAGGCACCACGGGAAGAAGAGGAGGCACAAGAAGAGGAGGCAGCAUGCGAUAUCGGCCAUCACUGAAGACGAUGAUGAUGAGAGGGACGAUGAGCGGAGGAGGGAGAGGGAAAGGACGAGUCCGAGCCCGAUUUUGCCUGCUGUUUACCCAUUCCCGUAUCCUACGUACCCGUAUACCUAUCCCGGGUAUGCGGCUAUUCCACCGGCCGUGGUUCCUGGGGUACAGGGAGGGGUGCAAGGUGGUGGCGGUGUGACUGGCGGUCCACCAGUAACUGCAGGACAGGGAACGAUGCUCGCCACCAUCCCCGGUUCCCCGAACCCCAUGUUUCUCGGCAACGGACAUGCGCAAGACGGUACCCCGCCGGCGGUUGUGAACGUCUCAGCAGGCGAGGCAUCGCCAGGCUACACGCAAGCGUACGCUCAGGGGUACUACCCUUACUAUCCUCCCCCUCCUCCCCAACCGACGAUGCAGAAGAGGAGUCCGAGAGGGCCGAGGGGGCAUAGUGGAAGGAAGAGUUCGAAGAAAGGUGGCGCUGGGUAUGCAGGAGGGUAUAGUCCUUACCAGCCUCUUGCAUUCCCUCCGCCUCCACCCCCGCCACCGCCUAUCUACGUCGUGCACAGCAGUCCGACGAUCUCGAACGCGGGGGUUAGCAGUGUCACCAGCUCGGGGGUGAAUGGAGCUCAGGGCCAGGGAGGAGGGAAUGGAGGCGUGAAUGGAGUCAAUGGCGCGCAGGGUGGAGGGCAGGCUCAGUACCAUUAUGUCCAGGUGCCAGCCAUACCUGGAGGGUUUAGUACCCAUUCGCUUUCGCCGCCUGGGACGCCUACUCCUCGGGGAGGGGCUAGUGCUGUUUCGAGUUCAUCGUAG